This is a messenger RNA of Paramecium sonneborni, 808 nucleotides long. The record is from the annotation of a GenBank genome assembly. Lineage: Eukaryota; Ciliophora; Oligohymenophorea; Peniculida; Parameciidae.
AUAAAAUAUUAGGGUGAAUACAGCCUUAAAUAAAUUAAAUUAAAUGAGUUUAGGUUUCAAGUUAUACAAUACUAAUAAGAAUAAUGAAGUAAUAAAUAAAAGAAGAAAGUUAAGUAUUGGAAGUGAGGGAAGUGAAUCAACUGGAGAGAAAUUAAAUGAAAGUUUUAAUAGACUGACUUUAAGUUGUGGAAAUCCUUCAAGUUCAUUUCAACCAUACGUUAAGAUAGCAAUAACUCAAGUUUAAUAAUAAGAUAGAACAAUCACUCAACCAUAACUGAUGAUGGGAAUUUAAAAAUAUCUAAAAUUAGGAGAAGAAUUAGAUGUUUCAGAUAUCUUAACUAAACCCUUAAAUGAUCUUUAAUAAAUAUAAAACAAUAUAGCAUAAACUUAAUAAAGACUACCUUUUAUUCCUUUUGGAAUGCCUGCUAAUUAUGAAAAAUUAAUGGCUGAAGCCUAACAAGUUCUCAAAACUGAAAUAAAAGUAGAAGAACAGAGAUAAAAAAGAUAUAUGGAUGACUUUCUCAUUGAAUAAAAACUUUUAAAUCCAGGAUAAAAAUUAAAUAAAGAAGAAAGAGCGGCAAAAGUUGCUGCUUAUUUAGAAAAAAAACAUAAUAGAUAAUGGAAAUAAGUUAGGUAAAAAUAUUAAUUUAUUUAUUAUAGGUAUCCUAUCAGAAAAAAUCUAGCUGAAUAUCGAUCAAGAGAAUAAGGAAGAUUUACUAAAACAGAUAAACCUCGUUUCAAUUAAAGUUUAAUUAUGUUGGAUAAAGAAGAAAGAAAAAUGGAAACACUAACUAAUUCAUAUUCUUGA